AUGGUUCCACUAAAUCUUCUUGUCAAUCCAGGUGCUGAAUUAUCUGGUCUGGCUGGUUGGACACAAAAUGGUGCGUCUGCUGUACUUCAAGACACGGGAGGUCUUUUAUACUCCGGCUACAAUCCACGCACGGAAAGUGCUUCGUUUGCAGGUGGUUAUGGAUUGGGUGGAUCAUCGUCAAGUCUCUUACAGAACGUGAAUUUGCUCAACGGAAUUGAAAAUUAUACAGCAGCGCAGCUGGAUGCCGGAACUUUACAGGUUGAAGUAGCAUUUUACUAUCAAACUUAUUACGAUACUUUCCUUCCGUAUGAUGAUACUGUAGUGACAAUUACAUUUCGUGCGGCUAACAAUACGAUUGAUUGA
Rotaria sp. Silwood1 is the source of this 363-nucleotide messenger RNA. NCBI's taxonomy places the organism in Eukaryota, Metazoa, Rotifera, Eurotatoria, Philodinida, Philodinidae. The record is from the annotation of a GenBank genome assembly.